Molecule: messenger RNA, 492 nt
Organism: Anthostomella pinea
Lineage: Eukaryota; Fungi; Ascomycota; Sordariomycetes; Xylariales; Xylariaceae
Source: the annotation of a GenBank genome assembly
AUGGCAAACCGGGGGCUUCUUGGCAUCGUGUCCAUCAUCCUGCGCAUCGCCGAGCUGGCGUUCGCCACCAUCGUCGCCGGCCUCAACGGCGACUACCUCCGCGCCGCCAGGCACACCUCCAGCUGGCAGCAAGGCCGCUUCAUCUACACCGAGGUCAUCGCCGGCAUCUCCAUCGUCCUGUCCAUCAUCUUCCUGAUCCCCCUCUCCCGGUUCAUCCACUGGCCCCUCGACCUGUUCAUCUCGCUUGCCUGGUUCGUCGCCUUCGGUCUCUUGGCCAACUAUCUGGACGACGGCCCCUGCGGCUGGCUCUUCAACUCCUCCAUCGUCAGCUUCUACCGCGGCGACCAGUGCAGCAAAUGGAAAGCCGUCAUAGCGUUCGCCUUCCUCUCGGCCAUCUGCUGGCUCAUCUCGGCUAUCGUUGGUAUCAUCUGGGUUCGCGACCACGAGACUCGCAGCUACCGCCGCCGUAAUUGGCGCGGUUCCCGCGUCUAA